AUGCGCUUCGAGGGCCCGCUGGAUGAGGCGCUGCUCGGCCUCCAGGAUCUCUUCGAGGCGGUCCUGCUCAGGCUCAAGCACGCCGCGCCUGCGGACGAUGCCGGCGCCGUGGGCGACACGGACGAGUAUGAACUCGGCACGGACGACGAGGUGGAUGCCGCCGCCAGGAUGGCCAAGACGCUGGCCGGCAACGACUGCCUGGACAUCUGCGUCGACAUCUACGUCAAGGCGAGGUACAGGAGAGCGGCCAAGGCGAUGAUGCGGCUGGACCCGGCGUACCUCAAGGCUUACACGGCGGAGGCCAUCGACGGCAUGGAGUGGGAGGCGCUGGAGUCGUCCAUGGCGCUGUGGAGCCCGCACUUCCACGUGGCCAUCGCCUCGGUGCUCACGGCGGAGCGCCGUCUGUGCGCGCGGGUGCUCGCGCACCUCCCGCCGGCGGUCUGGCCCGAGUGUUUCGCCAAGAUCGCCGCGCGCAUCGUGGCCGCGUUCUUCCGCUUCGCCGACGGCGUGGUCACGGCCGAGCGGGAGCCGCAGAGGCUGUUCAAGCUGCUCGACAUGUUCGACGCGGUGGCACGGGAGAGGGAGCGCCUCGACGCGCUCUUCUCAGGCGAGUCGGCAACGCUAGUCGCUAUCCGCGAGCGAGCGAGCGAGGUGGAGCGCGCCCUCGCGCGCGCUGCGGCCGGCGUGUUCUACGAGUUCGGCCUCCGUGUUGAGACGCACUACAUCGCCGGCGCCGGCGCCGGGACCGACGCCGUGCACGUGCCCAAGAUCGUCCGCUACGCCGUGAACUACCUGAAAUGCCUCGCGUCCGACGACUACCGCGGGCUCAUGGACACCGCGCUGCGAGCGGAGCGCGAGCGCGGGGGCGGCGGCGAUGAGGACGGGGGCGAGACGGAGGGCGGCGGAGGCCGCGCGGCGCUUGCGGAGGCGGCGUCGAACGUGCUGGAGGCGCUGCACCGGCACGUGGAGGCGGCGCGCAAGGUGUGCGCGGACGCGGUGGCGGGGCACGUCAUGGCGAUGAACGCGUACUGGUACAUAUACAUGCGCACCCGAGGGAGCGACCUGUCGAAGCUGAUCGGCGAGGAGCCCAUGAAGCGGCGGUACAAGACCUCAGCCGAGGAGGCGGCGUGGGAGUACCAGGACGCGGCCUGGAGCCCGCUCGUCCGGCUCCUCGGCGGUAGCGGCGGCAAGGCGUGGACGCCGGACGAGGCACGGGAGAAGGCGGCGGCGUUCGCGGGCGUGAUGGAGGAGAGGGUGAGGAAGCACGGGGCAGAGUACAAGAUCCCGGACGGCGACCUCCGGGCGCAGAUCAAGGCCGCGGUGACCAAGGCCGUGCGCGGCGCGUACGCUGGGUUCGUGAAGGCGAACGAGAAGGCGGUGGCCGGCGGGAGGAGGGAGCUCCUGCAGGUGGACGCCGUCGAGAGCAUGGUGAGGCGGGUGUUCGAGGCGAUGGGCGACGGUGAAGCCGUCGGUAUGGGCCGGACGAGGAGCAGCGGCCGGGCACGGCGGGAGAGCGGCAACAUCGAAGGGUUCGAGGCCAACUGAAGUUGCUACACACGCCAUGGAUUGCCACACAAUCCAGUUUCAGAGUGAAAUAAUACUCCCGCUCGAAUAUAUAUUUCAGUGCGCUACAUACACCCGUCCCGUGAAAUAACACUCCCGCUCGAAUAUGUAUUUCAAUGCUACAUACUCCUUCUUUUCUUUUCUUUUUUAGCAGAACUACAUACUCCCUCUGUAUACUUGUCGUUACCCAGCGACAACCUGUAUAACUAAGUACUUACGUUACCCAACAACGAAUAUUGCGGUAUGGAGGAAGUACAUCCGUUUGAGGGACAA
Messenger RNA from Hordeum vulgare subsp. vulgare (domesticated barley), 1836 nucleotides. Its product is annotated as exocyst complex component EXO70I-like. Gene Ontology annotation, biological process: exocytosis. Gene Ontology annotation, cellular component: exocyst. The record is from RefSeq and is a predicted model, not a curated record. Gene Ontology annotation, molecular function: phosphatidylinositol-4,5-bisphosphate binding. The transcript has a single exon. Lineage: Eukaryota; Viridiplantae; Streptophyta; Magnoliopsida; Poales; Poaceae. The coding region runs from base 1 to 1545 and encodes 514 amino acids.